UCACUUGUGCGAGACUUUGCGAUUUGGAAGUUUUCCAUUGCUGCCAGCUGUGAUCUUCACCUGUGCUUUACUACACCCACCUUAAAUCAUCUACACUACUGUUACAUCUCAACAACACACUGACUAGAUAAACAUAUUCAGACAUACAAGACAUUUUAUUUACAAACCUACACAUAAUAUUCACUCACACACAAUAUCUUCCCACAAACACUGUUUAACUUUAAUUAAUUUGGAACAUAUUUAAAUACAUUUUACAGUUUGUAUUUUCCCAGUGGUUUUGGUCUAGAUAACCUGUUUUUUCUCCCCCAGUUUUUUCUCUUUGUCCAUCAGGAUGCCACGCAAGGGACGACGCUCCGAGGCCGCCAAGAAGAGAUGGAGGACCCUGGAGCAGGAGGACCUGCAUAGCAGCCAGCCGGACGUCGCCAAGCCCAGGACAUCACCACCCACCGCGCAGGCUUGGACACCCACCCAGUCUCCGGAGAAGAAGAUGUCCCGACUGCUGGACUCCCCGGACCAGGUGGUUUGCCAGGAGGAGCCCCGUAGGCCAUUGACCUCUCCUGUGUCACGCCGUGGGACGGGGCGUCGUCAUCGCGUGCUGAAGUGGCCGUUUUCCCCUGUGACUUUCCGUAGUCACAAGUUGGUCCUACCAGCCGAGGUCCCGGAGAAGAGGUUUGUUCUUUUGGUUGGUGACUCCCAUCUGCGUGCUAUCGCUGAGGGGUUCGUCUCCAUGCCAGAGGGUAACAUCUCCUUUGGGUUUCUUGCAACCCCUGGGGCCUCGGCGGAUGAGUUGAGGCGUGAGGUGCUGGGAGCAGUUCUGCCUCGGACCCCCGAGGUAGUCUGUCUUCUGGCACCCGGCAACAACUUGGAAGCCAGAAGGACCGUGCAGCAGUCGGGCGCGGACUUUGAGGGGCUGCUGCUUGCCGUCGGCAACCUCUGCCCUAACGUGGUUGUUGUGGACUUUCCUCCACGUCUCACCGUGGAAGAAGACCUGCAAGAGCUGCUGCGGCAGGAGUACCACCGUGUGGCUGCUCGGAGAAAUGUUCGCUACCUCUCGACAGUUGAACAUUUCCCCCGGAGCAGCUUGGACCUGUGGAGCAGGGAUGGCGUUCACCUGAGCGACGAUCCUGGGAUGAAGGUCCUUGCUCAGUUGCUGUGGGCUGCGUCCUACACGCAACUCGAGUUAAGUGCACUUAACAGAGUUGUUUACAGCUCAGGUGGAAAUUUAUUCACCUAAACUAAUUAUGUAUUGCUUUGUCAGACCGAAUGUUGUUCAAAUUCAUUCUGAAGGAAACUAAUUGUCAUGUUUGUCAUCGCUAAGGACUUCGGUCAUUUCAUAGUGCUUUCUCUUAGUUCUUCAAGUUUAUUUGGAUCAAUAAAUGUGUAUCUCAAGUAUCAAGAAGUGGGUUUACUUCUGUAAAUUACCAUUAAAACUCAUGGUACAAACGCAUCCUGA
Girardinichthys multiradiatus is the source of this 1453-nucleotide messenger RNA. RefSeq lists its product as uncharacterized. Bases 332 to 1234 code for a protein of 300 amino acids. The record is from RefSeq and is a predicted model, not a curated record. NCBI's taxonomy places the organism in Eukaryota, Metazoa, Chordata, Actinopteri, Cyprinodontiformes, Goodeidae. The transcript has 8 exons.